This is a messenger RNA of Mucor mucedo, 1308 nucleotides long. RefSeq lists its product as uncharacterized. The coding region runs from base 1 to 1308 and encodes 435 amino acids. Gene Ontology annotation, molecular function: Hsp70 protein binding. Gene Ontology annotation, biological process: protein refolding. The transcript has 6 exons. Gene Ontology annotation, cellular component: cytoplasm. NCBI's taxonomy places the organism in Eukaryota, Fungi, Mucoromycota, Mucoromycetes, Mucorales, Mucoraceae. The record is from RefSeq and is a predicted model, not a curated record.
AUGACGAAAUCACAUUAUAAGACAUUAGGAGUUACAGAAAACGCAACCUCCUCUGAAAUUCGAAAGGCUUAUUAUAAAUUGGCCAAAACUUAUCACCCUGAUAAAAAUCCCAAUGGAACCGAAAAGUUCAAAAAAAUUUCAAACGCGUAUGAGAUUUUAUCUGAUCACGAGCAAAAAGUGGCUUAUGAUUUGAAAAGGAAACGCCCGACCGAUUUCGAUUUCGAAAGCUCCUAUCCAAGUACUCCUUCUUCUAGCUCCAGCCCACGAAGCAAGAAGCGAACUCGAACAGCUCCACCAACUCCACCAACUCCACCUCCACCACCACCUCCUAAGAGAUCAGACUACCACGUCUAUACUACUGCAGAAAUUUCAUUAAAAGAAGCAUAUCUCGGCGUGAGUCCCAUCGAGGUUUGCUACAGCCUGAAAAUGAAUUGCGAAACAUGCCAUGGUAUUGAGAGUACUGUUCUGAAAUCUAAGCUUUGUAAGACUUGCAAAGGUGCUAAAUAUCUUGAAACCUUGGAUUACAACAGAAAUAAAGUAUCUGUUAUGUGUCAAGGCUGUGAUGGAAAAGGUGUAAAAACAUACAAUAAGAAAUGCAAGACUUGUCGUGAUGUCAAAACGAUUGGUAUAAUUGGGUUGCUUACGGUUAAAAAAGGAGUCCGUUCUGGCCACACGUUCCAAGUGAAAAACCAUGGUAAUGUCAUGCCCGACAAAGUUACAAAGGGCGACUUGUUUGUCAAGGUGACUGUCGGAAAUAAAUGGGGCUGUUUCUCGCGCCAGAAAGACAACUUAGUUGCUUCCAUCGACAUCAAGCUUCGAGAUGCUAUCAUGGGAAUUAAUCCAAAGAGUGAUUUCAUUAAACAUAUCGAUGGCCGCCAGUUAAAUAUCCAACUAGCCCCCGGCAAAGUUAUCACACCCGGCAUGACCAUCAUUCAGAAAGGAGAAGGUAUGCCAGUAUUCUCUGAUCCGAAUGGAAACAAGGGUGAUCUUAUUAUUAAAUUUAAUGUGAUUUUCCCUGUUCACAUCAAUAUUCCCACGGAUCCAUACGUUCUGGAAGAAAUUGAUAUUAUGUUCGAAACGGAGGAAGAACGUGAGAUUCGUGAGAACAAAAUUGUUAGCAAAGACGACGGUGAAGAUGAACUUGGAUAUGAUUCUUUAAACGAUCCUUUUGACGAUACAGAAGACCAGUUCUAUGACUGUGACGAUACAGAAGACCAAUUCUAUGAUUGUGACAAUCUUAGCGACUCGGAUUUAAGAAGCACGGACUCAAACACAUACUAUCAUUACAACGUAGCACAAAAUCGUUGA